CGUGUUCGAUCACGAUAUUUUGGCUCGCAGUUCAUGGGCCAUGCAAAGGCGGUGGACCUUCUCAGUAAUUUCAAGGAGUGUUUACGUGACCUUGAUUUGAGGAGGAUGGUCUCUUUGUCCAUGGACGGACCCAACGUCAAUUGGCGUUUUCUUGAGAUGCUGCAGACGGAGCAUGCUGAGCAUUUUGGGGGUGCCCAGUUGGUUGUAGUGGGAAGUUGUGGGCUACACACUCUACAUAAUGCUGUCAAAUGUGGAUUCACUGAGUGGCAUAUGGAGAAGUUCUUAAGAGCUCUUCAUACUAUUUUUCACAAUGUGCCAGCAAGAAGGGAGGAUUUUUGCAAUCUUACAAAGUCCAAAACCUUUGCUUUGCCUUUCUGUGGUCACCGCUGGAUCGAGAACCUCCCAGUAGUGCAGAGAGCCAUUGAGAUCUGGCCUGACAUGAAGAAAUAUGUUGAUGCUGUUACAACCAAGAAGCUCCCAAACCCUGGAACGUCUUCUUAUGACACCAUCGAGGUGGCAACCAAAGACCCUCUUAUUUUGGCAAAGCUGCAUUUUUUCAUGGCAGUUUCACGAAGUGUGACACCCUUCUUGACAAAGUAUCAAACGGAUGAACCUGUGCUUCCAUUCUUUGCCAAUGACUUGGCUGAAUUACUGAAGAAUUUGCUGAGGCGAUUCAUCAAGCGAGAGCUACUGACUGAUGUCACACCUCAGCACUUGGUACGGCUUGAUGUCACUGACAAGCAGUCGAGGGUGCAUCCAAAGGCAGUGGACAUCGGCAUUGGUGCAGAGACUGCCAUAAAGGUGAUCUGAUCACCCAGAAGUUCUCAGAGAUGCUGUCCCUGGAGGUCCGAACUGAAGAAUUUCAGUCCUUCCAGCCAUUCAAGAAAAGACUGGAUGUCUUUCUAAGCAACAUCAUCAGUGAGACCUACCCACAACUUUGGUCCUUUAUCCAGAAGCUUCUACUUCUAUCACACGGGCAGGCAACAGUUGAGCGGGGCUUUUCGGUGAACAAAGAAAUUGAAACUGCUAACAUUCACGAAGACACCGUUGUAGCGCAGAGAAUC
Messenger RNA from Eleginops maclovinus (Patagonian blennie), 1064 nucleotides. RefSeq lists its product as uncharacterized. Bases 34 to 810 code for a protein of 258 amino acids. The transcript has 4 exons. NCBI's taxonomy places the organism in Eukaryota, Metazoa, Chordata, Actinopteri, Perciformes, Eleginopidae. The record is from RefSeq and is a predicted model, not a curated record.